AUGUCCAUCGGCCUGUCGGUCGAUUACGUGGUGCACGUGGCGCACGCCUUUGAGCACGAGGAGGGGACGCCGGAGCAGCGCAUCAAGGCCGCGCUCCAUGGAGCGACUCACGCGUGCAUCGGCUGGUCGGUGCUCAAGGGCGGUGGGUCCACCUUCCUUGGCGUGGUCGCCCUCGCGGGUGCGGAUUCCGAAAUCUUCCGCACGUUCUUCAAGAUGCUCUUCUCGACGGUCCUCCUCGGUCUGCUGGCUGGCCUCGUCCUCUUCCCCGCCUGCGUGAUCUUCGUCGGGAAGUGGAUCACGCCAAAGUUGCUGGAGAAGACACCGGCCGGUGUGGCGCAAGCGGACGCCGUCGCGAAGCCGGCGGCGGCGGCAGAGCCGCCCGCCCUUCAAGCCCAACUUGAACGGUACUAG
This is a messenger RNA of Emiliania huxleyi CCMP1516, 411 nucleotides long. RefSeq lists its product as hypothetical. The coding region runs from base 1 to 411 and encodes 136 amino acids. The record is from RefSeq and is a predicted model, not a curated record. Gene Ontology annotation, cellular component: membrane. Lineage: Eukaryota; Haptophyta; Isochrysidales; Noelaerhabdaceae. The transcript has 3 exons.